UGUUAUUUGAUGAUGGAUGGUAUUAAAUCUGACUUUGACCCACUAGAAACGGAAGCCCUCGCCUAGAGCUGUCUAUAUUUAGGCAACAGUGCCUGGAGCCGUAAGGAAGACUGUCGAAACGUUGAUUAAAGUCUUGACUCACGCACACUCUACUGAUGGAUUUUGCAGCAGCCUGAACCCCAAUUUCUUCCCAUACACUCUCUUAUUGUUCGAAUACAUUUGAAUCAGAAAAGUGUAGGAGAAACCCCGCCGUCAGAAUGACUGAGAGUAUAUCGUCAAUAUUGAGUAACCUGGACCUCGAUACAGACGCCACAAGCGUUAGCAAUGACAGCACAACCGAUCUCGAGGCUACCAUCCAGGCACUCGUUGAACGCGGCAAAAUACUUCACGAUGAAGUGGAGACCUAUGUAGCAGCAGUGCUUGCGAAGCAAAAGACGGCAAAGUUUCAAAACCCUGUCGAGUAUCGUAACCUUCGGAACGACAUGAAGAAUGAGCUUGUUUUCUUGAAAAAGAUUGCGGGUUCUUCAGAGAUGGAUGAGGAGAAGGCUCGGCACUACAUCGUCUCCUCCAAUCUUCUCUACUACGAAGCUUUAUGGAAUGCGGCGAAGCGCUUUUCAGGAUUACAAAGCUUUCGAAAGUAUUUUUUCUGGGAUCGACAUACUGCACCAGCAGGGAAACACACCACCAAAGGCCUCAGCUUGGCGAAAGGAAGCCAAGCGAAAAGCAAAACCGCAGCAUUAGUCGAUAUCGUGGCUGAAGAGGGCAGUGAGUGGAUUCGAGUAUCGACAGUCUCCGAGAAGCGACUCCUCUUCGAUCUCGCCAAGAUGGGUUGGAUGAACGACUCAGAUUCAGAUGAAGACAUGCCCAACACACAAUCCAGCAACUGGGAAGAGGACGACGACGAUGACCAGGUUGGCGUUGUCAAAAAUGCACGAGAGCUAGCUAGAGCCGCACGAGCGAAUCCGAUCCGUGGUCGGCCACCUAAUGUACAUUUCGUGCUCACACGUAUCGUGACCGGCAAGACGCAGGCUGUUGAUAUGAUCGUCGACAAGAUCCGUGCUACAGGAGCUAUCGUACAGUGCGCCACCAAUAUUCCUCCACCUGUACCUUUACACUCUGUACUGCCACAACUCCUGGUCGAUCGAUCGCGCGCUCUAUCCGAAACGUUGAACAUAGACUGCACUAUCCUCCUCGCCCUCAUUUCCGACAUCUCGCACAAGCCUUGCCCAAUUCUGGACUGGUAUCCAGGCGAAGUCCGUGCUCAAAUCAACGAGGAAGCUGAAGAACACUUGCUGCCAACACAUCUGUACCCUGCGAUUGGAUCGCAUCCGAUGGUAUGCACCAAAGAAGCUGCCGAUCAAAUGAAUCUCAUCAUCGAAACGCUGGCCACAGACACGGAGAAGCUACGGGCGGAUUUGCUUCUUGGGCAAGGCGGCCGACAGGGACGAUCAUCAGAGGAACUGGUCGCAGAGUGGGCAUCUAUCUCUGACCACGAGAUACCAACAGGCCUCAAGUUACCGUUACUAGUUAAGACCGUUGACUUGGACACACUUACCGACGGUCUUCCCACUGUGGCAACCAAGAUCGCUGCCGAAUUGGGUGAUCUCAACAAGUCAAUAUUCCUCUACGGAUGGGCCGAGAAGCUUACAACAUUGAGCGCCAAUCGUGGACGGUCCCGUCAGAUUGAGAGUACCAUAAACGAGCUUGGUUUGAAGGAUGGAGAGGCUGGGCCACAUAUCUGGUUGUGCGGCGAGUCGAGAAGUUUGAUCGCAAAGCAUGGAAGGCGGAAGUAGACAUAGAUCUCUAUAGCUAGUUGUGCACUUGUACAGCUGCUAAGUAACUAUAAGCCGCUCGGCCUACCUUACAUAGAACACAGAAAAGAUCGCUCUAUUCAUCUUAUCUCACAUGUUGCGUUGUACACAAUGUCGCUUCCUAGAAAAGAGACAAGAUUACACCAGAGACAGCAGCGACCCACAUACCCAUACCUCCCUUUGUUUGAUUUGCCUUGCCUUCAAACUUACGGGGGGUAGUGCUCUUUUUCGACGUGCUAAAGGUGUGCUUGUACUCUCCCGCCAAACUGAUCGGACCCUGCACCGUCUGCGCGGUACUCAAAACAGUAAUAUUCUGAACCACAACAUCAGUCUGGUAGCCGAAAUCACCAGACAUGCUGAAAGCGCCGUUAUCGUACGUAAAGACGAUGUUACUCGUCGCCUUCUGCACCAGACUGUCC
This is a messenger RNA of Cucurbitaria berberidis CBS 394.84, 2230 nucleotides long. RefSeq lists its product as uncharacterized. The transcript has a single exon. Bases 258 to 1793 code for a protein of 511 amino acids. NCBI's taxonomy places the organism in Eukaryota, Fungi, Ascomycota, Dothideomycetes, Pleosporales, Cucurbitariaceae. The record is from RefSeq and is a predicted model, not a curated record.